AUGCCUUCAGCUGCGCCUUCAUUCUCUGGCCCAACCAACAUAACGAGGGGCGCUGCUGAUCCCAAAGUUGGUAUUUUAAGGGAACUGAAGAGUCACGAAAUCGCCGUGGAUGAGCUCAACAGUCUUCCAUCUUCUAGGAAGUGAAAUAUGUAGUCUGCCAAAUUGGGCCAGUCGCUAUAACUUUGUUGCAAGCUCAAAUUUUCGUGUAAGAACACAAUGGAUUAGAGGUGUGUGGUGUUUUUGAUGGGAUAGAAUGGGAGAAAAGAAGGAAAAUGGGGGAAAAAUGGUUUUCUGAAAUGAGUUUGUCAUAUGACAUGAUAUGGAGUGUUAAUUCACCAAUGUCUGAGAUUAGAAGUCAGGAGAUGCACACCCUGCACAUCUUCCUUGACGUGCAGAGGAUUUGAAUGUCUAGUGUUGGGUAUGGAAGGAUUCAAAUUUCUUUGAUUUCAGAGUGAAUUCAAAGAGUUUAUUUUAGGAAUUAGACGACAGUCAUGACAAAGCGAUGGAUGGCCAUGAGAGCAGUGUGCACUGCUUUUGUAAAGUUCAUAUAUAUACCCACAUCAAUUUCAUUUGCCGUUAUUAGAAAUUGUACCACUUCAGCCACAGCAAAUUCUUUAAGUGGCUUCAAGUGUGUCACGAGUAACAGCAAAUCAAGUUCUUAUAAGCAUUUACUCUCUCAUCACCUGAAGAAUCAGAGUUUAGAUGAAGCUCGCAUUGUCUUUGACAAAAUCCCAACCCCUAGUGUUGCCCUGUAUACUAUGAUGGUGAUGGGUUAUGCACAAAAUCAUAGACUUAGUGAGGCUCUGAAUCUUUUUGAAGAAAUGCCCUAUAGGGAUGUGGUUUCCUGGAAUUCAAUGAUCAAAGGGUGUUUGGAUUGUGGAGAUUUCAUUAUGGCCAAGAAACUUUUUGAUGAAAUGCCUAAGAAGAAUGUUAUCUCCUGGACCACCAUUAUGAAUGGGCUUUUGCAGUUGGGAAGAGUUAAGGACGCUGAAAGAUUUUUCCAUAAAAUGCCUUAUAGGGAUGUAGCAACGUGGAAUGCAAUGAUUCAUGGGUAUUGCUGCAAUGGCAGAAUUGAAGAGGCAUUGCUUCUAUUUGAGGGCAUGCCUACCCGCAAUGUGAUUUCUUGGACUUCAAUGAUUAGUGGGCUUGACCAGAAUGGAAAGAGUGAUGAAGCUUUGCUUCUUUAUCAGAAGAUGGUCAGUUUGGGCAUGCAUCCCACGUCUACUACUUUAGUUUGUGGGUUGAGUGCUGCUUCUAAGAUAUCAGCUUUGCAUGCAGGGCUUCAGAUUCAAUGUCAUAUAUUUAAGCUAGGCUAUUGCCUUGAUGAAUAUGUAUACGCUUCACUUGUGACAUUUUAUGCAAAUUGCAAGCAAAUGAAGGUGGCUCACAAGGUUUUUCAUGAUAUAUUGCAUGAGAAUGUUGUUGUAUGGACUGCUCUUUUAUCAGGAUAUGCUUUGAACAAUGAGCAUGAACAUGCAAUUAAGGUCUUCAGAGAAAUGAUGAAACAGACUGUCUUUCCAAAUGAAUUUUCUCUAACAAGUGCUUUGAAUUCAUGUUGUGGAUUGGAGGAUAUGGAAAAGGGGAGGGAGAUCCAUGUGAUAGCAACUAAACUAGGUUUGGUGACUAACACAUAUGUGGGUAACUCUCUUGUUGUCAUGUAUAGCAAAUGUGGAUAUAUCAAUGAUGGGAUAAUUGCAUUUAAGAAGAUUAGUGAGAAAAAUAUUGUGUCAUGGAACUCAGCCAUUGUAGGCUGUGCACAGCAUGGGUGUGGCAUGUGGGCUUUAAUAGUCUUCAAGCAAAUGCUAUGUGAAAGAGUAGAUCCAGAUGAAAUCACACUAACUGGUUUACUUUCAGCAUGUAGUCACUCAGGGAUGUUGCAAAAGGCAAGGUGCUUUUUCAAAUAUUUUGAGCAGAAAUUAAGUGAGCUGACAGUCGAGCACUACACAUGUAUGGUGGAUGUACUUGGCCGUUGUGGGGAGUUGGAUGAAGCAGAAGCACUAGCAAGAAGCCUACCUAUGAAAGCAAAUUCCAUGGUAUGGCUGGUUUUACUGGGUGCUUGCAGGAUGCAUUCUAAUUUGGAUGUAGCUGAGCGGGCUGCAAAAGAAAUUUUUGAACUGGAACCUGAUUCUAGUGCAGCUUAUGUUUUAUUAUCUAAUUUGUAUGCUUCUGCAAGCAGAUGGAGCGAAGUAGCUAGGAUACGGAAAAUGAUGAAACAUAAAGGAGUUUCAAAACAACCAGGGUCCAGCUGGGUAUCACUGAAAGGUUGGAGGCAUGAAUUUCUUACUGGAGAUAGGUCCCACCCUCUUAGUGAGAAAAUUUACCAAAAGCUAGACUGGUUAGGGGUAAAGCUAAAGGAAUUAGGUUAUGUUCCUGAUCAACAAUUUGCUUUACAUGAUGUUGAAACUGAACAGAGGGAAGAGAUGUUGUCUUAUCAUAGUGAAAGGCUUGCAAUCGCAUUUGGGCUGCUUAACACUAUGGAAGGCAGUACAAUAACAGUGAUGAAAAAUCUUCGCACAUGUGGGGAUUGUCAUAAUGCAAUAAAGCUAAUAGCAAAGAUUGUUGAUCGUGAGAUCAUAGUAAGAGAUUCCAGCCGCUUUCAUCACUUCAAGGAUGGCACUUGUUCUUGUGGGGAUUAUUGGUAAUAUACAAUUUUGUCCCCAUAAUGAGUACUGCAAAUCCACUGUCAAGGCAUUUUAUAUAAUGCUGGAAAGAGCGGACAUUUAUGGUGCUUUCAUCAUUUAAUCAUGUAAUGCUGAGUUGGAAACAGAAAAUUUCAGUUUAGAGAAAAUGAUAUUGCCACUAUAUUCCUCAAACUUUGUGAAGUAAUAGGGGAUGUCUAGGUGAGCUGUGUCUCAGUUUUCCUACAUCUUUUCCUUCUUUCCUUUUUUUCCUCCCUUUGUCCUAAAUUUGAGUGUUCUUGUGAUGAUGGCGAAAAUUAUGGAUGCUAUGUUGUUUGAGAGACUGAUCCCCCAUCACUGAGGGGGAGUAUAGAUUUGUAUUGGACACUGCUACUGACUCAGACCUUUUGAAGCUUUCAGUGCUUGUGAAA
Messenger RNA from Prosopis cineraria, 3049 nucleotides. Its product is annotated as pentatricopeptide repeat-containing protein At5g46460, mitochondrial-like. Bases 492 to 2642 code for a protein of 716 amino acids. Gene Ontology annotation, biological process: RNA modification. NCBI's taxonomy places the organism in Eukaryota, Viridiplantae, Streptophyta, Magnoliopsida, Fabales, Fabaceae. Gene Ontology annotation, molecular function: RNA binding; zinc ion binding; protein binding. The transcript is spliced from 2 exons. The record is from RefSeq and is a predicted model, not a curated record.